CCAGCAAACAAGUCCUGAAUUAGUGAAGGAGGGUGAAAGGGUCAGCUGUCACUGGGGCAGGAAUGAGGCAGAGAGAAGGAGCCACCAAGAGUGUCAGAAGCUCCAUUGCCAGGACACGAACCAACAGGAAAGCAGAUCCAACACAUUUAAACAGAUUGAAAGUAAAUAAGAAGACAGGCAGGUCAUAAGGAACUGGGAGCUGUUCGUUUUCUAUGAAAAAAGGAGGUCAAUUGCAAAUUUCCGAGACAGCUCCUUAAUCCAAACCAAGGGGACGCUGUGUGUCUCGGUCAAAGCUAUGUCUGCUCUCUAUCUGUCAAAGGUGGUACCUCAGGAUUCAACACGCAGCCUUUUAAAACCGGCACAAGAUCAGUCAUCUGCAUCUGGGAAAAGAUCCCAACUAACCAAGAUGUCCAAAGACUCCGAACAAAGGAAAGAUGACCCUCCUCCACUUCCUUCAGCCGGACAUAAACCAGGACCAGAAGACAUCUCUGGGGCACAUGUCCCACAAUUCAUGCCAUCCCAACUCUCCAAAGAAAAGCUGUACCAACAGCGGCAAAAAUGUGAGCUGAGAAGGCUCCUGAAGCACACUCACCCGGAGCUGAAGAUGUUGAAUGAAGUUGUGGAUGAGGAGCUUGCUGAGGUUUUGAGAUUAGAGACUGGGGUGACAGCUGGUGAAACAGGAUACGAGGGAGAGGUCCUUUCAAGAUGCUUGAUAUUUGAGAACUGUGCCCAGAUUAACAAAGUAUCUCCUUACACCCCCAAGAUGCGCACGGCAGAAAGAACAAUGGAAAGAGGCGUUGUCAGUAAAACAUCAGCUGUGUUUGAGGAGCAUGAAGAAAGGACUUGUAAUGAAAGUGAUAAAGGCAUCGUAGAGGAUGACAAAACACUUGGGUCUAGUCCAGAUCCUAACAGAGAGUGUGAGGAGGAGAUGAUAAAAAUAGAUGUUCAGGCUACCCGAAGGAUAUUUGAGAGUCAGUCUGUUAACACAUCCACACCAAAUCCAGAUAAUAAGUGCCAGGGAAAAGUUUCUAUUUCUGGAGAUGAGACAGGGGCAGUCAGAAAACAAAAACAGGAGUUUGAAAUGUAUAGCAAAGAUAAUCUACACAUCGAAAACAAAAGCAAUACAUCUACCAAAAGUCUUGAUUUGACAGACCAGCCCAAUAAACAAGGCCCAUGUGUUCAUAUCAUUGGUCAAAGCUCUGACCAUGUGUUUUCUGAUAGGAAAGGGGAUUCUACUGGUGAAACAGUCUUUGAGGGUGAGCCUACAAGCUCCCAUGAUCCAGAAGAAUUUGGGAAAAUAAUCGAAACGAGUGCAGCUCUUUCCCAAAACAACCCAUUUAUCCCAACAAACAUAGAAAGGGAACAUUCCUUUGUGCAUACAUCACAAUCACAAAGCCCAGCAGGAGACAGUGGGGCAGCUCAGGACCUUCUGAUAGCUAAUGUCAAGAACAGAGCUCACUUGUUUGAAUCAAUGCCAUUUGACCAAAUCAGGAAUCAGAACAAGAACGAAAUUGAGACGUUGGUUGAGAACAUCAAGGAAACGCUGAAUUCCCUUCAUCACGUUAAUGCCAUACAUUCAGAUGGCUUAAUCAUUGAGGUAAAUGAGACAAUGAUAGCUAAAAAGCCAAAUUCACACUAUCAGAGAGUGGGCCUGAGAUUAAAUAUGAUGAGGUGGCUGAAGGUGGUGCACAAAACUUCAUACUCCAGUUGCUACCACGGUCAAACCUAAAGCCUCAAAUCAUUUAUCUAAAGGAGGGUAGUAAAGGAAAUAUAG
This is a messenger RNA of Cottoperca gobio, 1774 nucleotides long. Its product is annotated as xin actin-binding repeat-containing protein 1-like. NCBI's taxonomy places the organism in Eukaryota, Metazoa, Chordata, Actinopteri, Perciformes, Bovichtidae. The record is from RefSeq and is a predicted model, not a curated record. Gene Ontology annotation, biological process: actin filament organization; actin cytoskeleton organization. The transcript is spliced from 4 exons. Gene Ontology annotation, cellular component: stress fiber; focal adhesion. Bases 296 to 1729 code for a protein of 477 amino acids. Gene Ontology annotation, molecular function: actin filament binding.